This is a messenger RNA of Phytophthora sojae, 945 nucleotides long. RefSeq lists its product as hypothetical. NCBI's taxonomy places the organism in Eukaryota, Oomycota, Peronosporomycetes, Peronosporales, Peronosporaceae. Gene Ontology annotation, molecular function: GTPase activity; GTP binding. The record is from RefSeq and is a predicted model, not a curated record. The coding region runs from base 1 to 945 and encodes 314 amino acids. The transcript is spliced from 3 exons.
AUGACCGACUACGUGCCGUGCGCGACGCCCCCUGCCCCUGCCAAGGGCUUCUUCUCGAGCAUGAACCCGCUUUCGCUUUUCGAUGAUGUGGAGACGCUCACGCCGCACGAAUUUCUCCGCGAUUUCUACACGCGUCAAGGCCUGUACGACAAGUUGGAAGACGUGGACGCGUUGGUGGAGACGUACGGCCACCAAAUGCACAUCCUGUACGCCGAGCUCGACAAGAAGUACGGCACCUCAUUUUGUACCAACCCUCCACCUGUGGCGUCUGAAACCCGCAUCGCGGAGCCCGUCACACCGUCAUACACGUACGCUGCUCCCACGACCCCCAAAAGUCCCGGUAAAGCUCCGGUCAACAAAAUUGUCCUGUUGGGGAACUCCGGAGUGGGGAAGACCAACUUGAUCAGUCGCCUGCACAAGGGCGAGUUCAAUGAGGAGUUCGCGUCUACGAUCGGUGUCGAGUUCCUCACCCACGUGGUGAAGGUCGACAACGCGGACGUGAAGGCCCAGAUCUGGGACACCGCAGGACAGGAGCGGUUCCACGCCAUGAUGUCGACCUACUACCGCAAGGCUGCAGGAGCGCUGCUGGUGUUUGAUGUCGGGAACCGCGCGAGUUUGCAAGACGUCGAGCGGUGGCUCGAUCAGCUGCUGAAUGUCGCUGAGCCCGGACUGCACGCCACACUCGUCGGCAACAAGUGCGACCUGCCCGCCGACAAACGAGCGGUGACAGCAGAGGAAGCCCGACAGUUUGCAGCGGCCCACCACAUGGCCUACGUUGAGACGUCCGCCAAGACGGGCCUCAACGUCGAGGAGGCUUUCCGUGGCCUGGUUGCAGCCAUCCACAGGGCGAGACUGGCGGACAUUCAAGAAGCCACUCUCGCUACAGUCGAACUCAGCGGCAAGAAGAGUAGCUCCAACUCGCUCUUCGACUGCAAAUUCUUCUAA